CGACGCCCCGCCCCCCGCGCAGGCGCAGAGCCGCCCCGCGUGCACCUUAGCGGACACGCGCGGCCAUGGCGGAGGCUGAGCUGCAGCUUGUGUCUCGGCGCAUCCGCAGCUUCCCGGACUUCCCGAUCCCGGGCGUGCUCUUCAGGGACAUCUCGCCGGUGCUCAAGGACCCCGACGCCUUCCGAGCCUGCAUCAGCCUUCUGGCGGGUCACCUGAGGGAGACCCACGGCCACAGUAUCGACUACAUCGCGGGCCUGGACUCCAGAGGCUUCCUGUUCGGUCCUUCCCUGGCCCAGGAGCUGGGCCUAGGCUGCCUGCUCAUUCGAAAACGGGGGAAGUUGCCAGGUCCCACUAUGUCUGCCUCAUACUCACUGGAAUAUGGGAAGGCUGAACUGGAAAUCCAGAAAGAUGCCCUAGAACCAGGACAGAAAGUGGUCAUUGUGGAUGACCUGCUAGCCACAGGAGGGACUAUGCAUGCUGCCUGUGAACUACUAGGCCAGCUGCAGGCUGAAGUUCUGGAGUGUGUGUGUCUGGUGGAGCUGACCUCGCUGAAGGGCAGGGAGAAGUUGGGGGCUGUGCCUUUCUUCUCCCUUCUGCAGUAUGACUAAUCCUCAUCUUCCUGGAGCAAAGUUUUAUCUUAUGCAACCACCAGUCACCACCGCUUCUGCUGGCCGUUAAGGGAUACUUGUGCCUUUGAACUGUUUUAUACAUUUGUGCCUAUGAGAGCAAGUGACUUUCUAGGCUGGCCCUUCCUGUGGGAGUCACCUGGAGUCCUUCCUUCCUGCAGGCUCUGAAAGUGCAACCCCCACACUGCAGGUUCAGUCACAAAUCAACAAAAUAAAGUAAAUAAACCAC
Molecule: messenger RNA, 855 nt
Organism: Erinaceus europaeus (western European hedgehog)
Lineage: Eukaryota; Metazoa; Chordata; Mammalia; Eulipotyphla; Erinaceidae
Gene: APRT
Product: adenine phosphoribosyltransferase
Exons: 5
Coding region: 66-608 (180 amino acids)
Biological process (GO): adenine salvage; AMP salvage
Cellular component (GO): cytoplasm
Molecular function (GO): adenine binding; AMP binding; adenine phosphoribosyltransferase activity
Source: RefSeq, a predicted model, not a curated record